AUGUGGAGCACACUCAUCAACUGGGCCCAGCGUCAAAUAUGGCAGGAGAGCCAUGACACCAUCGAGAUACCUCCCUUGCCAUUUCUGCCGCCACCACCUCCACGCGGCGAGAACACCGCCGCACAAGACGUGACCACGACAGUCCCAGCUCCGCACAAUGGCAUCUUCUUUGAGCGGCUGUCUCCAGACCUGCGCCGGAUGAUCCUCGUCGAGGCCUUCGGCGACCGCGUCGUCCACAUGGACCUGCGGUACGACCGGCCGCUGCGGGCCAGGCCUCCCAGGAAGAUCAUGCACGCGGGCGGUGUCGACGUCCUCGACCAGGGGCAUUCGGCCUCUCGCCAGAUCCGGUCUGGUUCGUGGAGCGUUGGCACAUGCAAGGCGCCAAGCUAG
This is a messenger RNA of Diaporthe citri, 390 nucleotides long. RefSeq lists its product as uncharacterized. Lineage: Eukaryota; Fungi; Ascomycota; Sordariomycetes; Diaporthales; Diaporthaceae. Bases 1 to 390 code for a protein of 129 amino acids. The transcript has 2 exons. The record is from RefSeq and is a predicted model, not a curated record.